CAGGGACACAUUGACCACAGUCAUUAAAUUGUCUCUUCUCACCCUAACCAUUUCACUAGGCAUUGCCGUCCGCACUGGGAAUAUAGUAUCGCGCCUCGUCACCGCUCGUCAUAUCGCAGCUUUGCUGAUUAGCCGACCGACGCUGACCUCAACAUUCGUUGUGUGCGUGCAAGCGGCGUGAUUGGUGACUUGAGUUUACGUGCGCCACAGACAGCAUGUCUCCUGGACUACGCCCUCUUCGACUGCCGUUACUGGUUGAGCGGAGGAGAAAACGAGAGGAAGAAGCCGUGACGACGUUUUGUGACACAACCGACGGCGAUCUUUCUUCAUAUCACUACAGUUGGCAGCAACAGCAAACCCGCCAACAACCGCCCAUGGUUACAGAUUCCACCUCUUCGGGCAUGACGUCGCCCGUGACACCAACUUUCUCUGCUCGGGGGCAUUUGCGCUAUUCGAGCUCAAUGUCCUCGUUCGAUUUGGCUCUACCGCCCAGCUGCGAGGACUUACCAUCACCCGUACAGGCCCAGCAAACGCCAAGCAAACGCAUUCUCGAUGACGUCGAAGAGGAGGAGCCUUUCGAGUAUGAUCGCUUUAACCAUUACGUUAGCGACGCCCAUGUUGGAUAUGGUGACUGCUCGGACCAGGAUCUAUACCACUGCCUAUGCGAUGAACCUUUGUGCAUACAUCGAGAUGGUGAUAUCGUGCGGACCUCAACCAACUUUUACGCGCGUGGCAGAGGAGUUGAACCUGACUUUGGCUUUCUGAGUGAUGGCGACUCUCCAACCUCGCAACGCUCAUCGAGGACGAAACAACGCAACGGAUCUUUGCCACCGCUCACCAGUCUUUCACAUCGGAUAGGUUCGCGUUUUCCCUUUACACGAUGGAGAUCGCCUAGGAAGUUGAGUGCCGUUAGCUCACCUGUUUCGGACGUGGGUUCUGAGCGUCGCUCCACGUCGCGCGCUCCUUCCAGCCGGUCGUCGUCGUUGUCGAGGUCGAAUCGGUACCUGGCUGAUCGCUCAAUUGAACCGGUCGCCCCGCCGACACCUGCUCUAUCAUUUUUCGAGAGCAGCGACAGCAUCAUUUUACCCGGUCCCUUGGACGUGGAGCACGCCGACAUCGUGUUGUCUUCAAUUCAGCGCGAGCGCACCCAAGCAACAACGCCUUUGUUGCCACCAAUGAUGACCAGCAACUUCGCCGAUUAUGGCCACUCUCAACCCUCACCACUGCAAUCACCGACCAUCGCGUCUCCGGUAGACGAUGAAUUCCAAUCACCUCUGAUCUUGUCACCGCCCCUCAGCACCAAACCCUCUAUAUCAUCAUUCCGGCAGAUGAUGGCAUCCGAUGAAUUGUUGUCUGAUUUGGCUCCGGAUUCCUGGUCGGAUCGUCUCGGACACGCUAACUUUACUAUCUUACCGGUUCCAUACAGACCUGUGGUCUCGACUCUCUCAUCACUUCUGGAGCUACGAACGGACUGGGAAACAGCACGUGUCAACUAUACGAAGCACCUUGUUCGGACUGGUGAGCACUACGGUCUUACGUCUAAGACAUAUGGGUACACGGAAGAGAAAUGGGCAGAGAUCGACCGACAAUGGCGCACACUCCACGACGAGGUCGUCGAUGCUGUCGUUGCCAGCGGUGAAGCGGUAGGCUGCGAGAAGUUUGACGAAACUAUCAUGACUACGGUCCCCGUCAUGGACGGUGAGGGCAAGUUCCCUGAGCGUGGCGACGAGGACAUAGUCGGGCCCAUGGUGCGUGAAUUGACCAUGACCUCGCCUACCGGGACCGAGCGCCGGCGACCGAGCUUCUGGCGGCACUUGACAGACCGUGUCGGCUUACGGAAAUAGAGAGAUUUGGUUAUGAUCGAAUUGGCUACAUGAAAAAAAGGAAAGGAUGAACGAGAGCGAUGACAAUUACGAUCCAACGGCUCCCACGAUAUGUCAUGACCCAUUUACGACCUGCUGCGCGGCAUCAUUUACAUUGAUUUUACCCAUCUACAUAUUGGCGGCAUAGUUUAUGUUGCCAUCGUUUUGCGCAUAGAGAGAUACCAUUCUGUUACUGUUACCUGAUCACACAUACUAAGGCAUACUGCAAGCGUCGCAUGGGAGCACCAUGGAUGUAUGCAUAUACGUGUGUAUUUGACAAUUUUCGUCGGCACACACACCUACCACCGAAGCCAUCAGCCCUGAAUCUACCACUAGCGUUCUGGCUUCGUCGUACAUAAGAAAAAUCUGUCUUUAUUGAUAUUACUACCUAGCGUCAUUUUCAUCUUCCAUUUACACAGCCCGGU
This is a messenger RNA of Xylaria bambusicola, 2287 nucleotides long. RefSeq lists its product as uncharacterized. Bases 216 to 1844 code for a protein of 542 amino acids. The record is from RefSeq and is a predicted model, not a curated record. The transcript has 2 exons. NCBI's taxonomy places the organism in Eukaryota, Fungi, Ascomycota, Sordariomycetes, Xylariales, Xylariaceae.